Messenger RNA from Ornithorhynchus anatinus (platypus), 675 nucleotides. It is a transcript of the gene CACNG1, whose product is annotated as calcium voltage-gated channel auxiliary subunit gamma 1. Gene Ontology annotation, molecular function: voltage-gated calcium channel activity; calcium channel regulator activity. NCBI's taxonomy places the organism in Eukaryota, Metazoa, Chordata, Mammalia, Monotremata, Ornithorhynchidae. The transcript has 4 exons. Gene Ontology annotation, cellular component: L-type voltage-gated calcium channel complex; membrane. Gene Ontology annotation, biological process: calcium ion transmembrane transport; regulation of calcium ion transmembrane transport via high voltage-gated calcium channel. The coding region runs from base 1 to 675 and encodes 224 amino acids. The record is from RefSeq and is a predicted model, not a curated record.
AUGGACGACGCCAAGGCCCUCAAAGUCCGUCUGACCUUCUGCGCCAUCCUGGUGGGGGUGUCCCUGAUGCUGGCCGCGGUGGUCACCGACCACUGGGCCGUGCUCAGCCCCAAGGUGGAGCGGUACAACGCCACCUGCGAGGCCGCCCACUUCGGCCUCUGGCGCCUCUGCACCAAGCGGAUCUUCGUCGUGGACACGGACCACCGGGGCUGCGGACCCAUCGACCUGCCCGGGGAGCACAACUGUUCGUACUUUAGACAUUUCAACCCGGGAGAGAGCUCGGAAAUCUUCGAGGUGACCACCCAGAAAGAAUACAGCAUCUCAGCAGCCGCCAUUGCCAUCUUCAGCAUUUUCUUCAUGAUCAUGGGAACCGUCAUCACACUCCUGUCCUUCUGGAAGAAGAAGGAUUACCUCCUGAAGCCAGCUGCCAUGUUCUAUACCUUUGCAGGCCUCUGCAUCAUCAUUUCAGUGGAGGUGAUGCGCCAGUCUGUCAAGCGGAUGAUCGACAGUGAGGACACGGUCUGGAUGGAGUACUAUUACUCCUGGUCCUUCGCCUGCGCCUGCGCUGCCUUCGUCCUGCUCUUCGUCUUUGGCGUCGCCCUCCUCCUCAUCUCCCUGCCUCGCCUGCCCCGGAACCCCUGGGAAACCUGUAUGGAUGCAGACCCGGAGCACUGA